GCUGAGGAGCUGUAGGGGAUUUCAGUCCAGCCUCCAGUCAUGCUAGUACAGAGUGGUUCAGUGAGUGAACACAAACAGACGGACAGCACUGAGCUGUUGUGAAGAAUGUGAUAGCAAAGAGGCUUUAUAUUUUUUACACAUUUCUUGAAUCACCGGCGCCAAAUUUUGGCGUAUUUUGGUCACUGACAUUGUGUUGAAAGAAGCCAUGGAGCCGAUAACAAAGUGGACACCAAAGCAAGUUGUCGACUGGAUGAAAGGUUUGGAUGACAGCCUACAGCAGUACGUGAGCAACUUUGAGCGGGAAAAGAUCAGCGGGGAACAGCUACUGAAGAUCACGCAUCAAGACCUGGAGGAGCUCGGCGUGGCCAGGAUCGGACACCAGGAGCUGGUGCUGGAGGCUGUAGAUCUGCUCUGCGCUCUGAACUAUGGGGUAGAGACAGACAACCUGAAGAAUCUGGUUGUGAGGAUGAGAGCCGCCACCAACAGCCUGCACAUGGCCACGUCUGAUCGCAGGAAAAGCCCUGCGUACGAUGGCAGCACCUCACGCAAGCCACCCAAUGACUUUCUUACCUCUGUGGUGGAGCUGAUCGGGGCUGCAAAGAGCCUCCUGGCUUGGCUUGACAGGACGCCUCUUACAGGGAUCAGUGACUUCACAGCCACCAAGAACAAGAUCAUUCAGCUGUGCCUGGAGCUCACCACCACAGUUCAACAGGACUGCAGUGUUUACGAGAUGGAAGAAAAGAUCCUGGAAGUUUCUAAGAUUUUGAACAGCAUCUGUGAUCAGACCGUGAGAACCACCUCAGACCCCCUGAUGAGCCAAUCCGCCUGCUUGGAGGAAGUCCAGCUGACCAAUAUCAAACCGGGCGAGGGUCUGGGUAUGUACAUCAAGUCUACCUAUGAUGGGUUACAUGUCAUCACUGGGACCACAGAACAUUCACCUGCAGACCUGACCAGGAAGAUCCAUGCUGGUGAUGAGGUGAUCCAGGUUAACCAACAGACAGUGGUGGGCUGGCAGCUGAAAAACCUAGUUGUCAAACUGAGGGAGGACCCCAAAGGUGUGGCUCUACUCCUUAAGAAGAGGCCCACAGGCACAACAGGUUUCACCCCCGCCCCUCUCAAGAACAUGCGCUGGAAGCCCCCAGUACCUCAGAACAAUUCCUCCUUGAUCAGAGCCCAGUCUCCCUGCGGCUCAGCUAACGGAUCAACCAAAAGAGAGAAACCAGCAAUCCUGGACUUGUACAUCCCCCCUCCUCCUCCAAUGCCAUACACCCCACGAGAGACGAGAACAGACUCCUUCUCCAGCAUUAGUAAAAGACCAAAAGGCUCUGAGUCACCCAACUCCUUCCUGGACCAGGAGAGCAGAAGACGCUGCACCAUCGCAGAUUAUGACAAGCUAAGCUUUGGCUGUCCCAUCGAGGCCAACGUGAUACAGCCCAGAAUGAGGGAGCACAAGCCUUCACGUGGUAAGCCCCGACCCCUCUCCAUGCCAGCAGAUACCUGUGUUGGAGUGGUAGAUCCCUACGCUAAGCCCUGGACACAGGGCAGAAAAGGUGAGGACCUCCUGUACAGAUACCUGAGCAAUGAGAGGAUCCCCACCAUAGCCGAGGAGGUCCCCUCAGUGUCUCCACCCUACAGGCCUGCAGGGGAACGACACCUCGUCAGAGUGGACCACAUCCGGGGCAGCCGCUACUACUCCAACUCAGACCUCCACAACAGCGCCACCAUCCCCUACCAGGAGGACAUGAAAAAGGCCCCCGUAGCCCCCGUCUCCAAGCGCACAACGGCAGAACGCUCACUACUGGGACCCGACUGGCACUCUAGCAGUGACUUCCUGAACCGGUAUAAUCAGCCACGUAUACGAUCCUGGUCCUUCUCUCAAGCAGCUGCUUUCCCCAUAUCUGUGUCCCCUUCUAUGGCUGCUGAUGACUACAACCCUGUCUCCCUCCGACACAAAUCCAAGAAGAAGAGUCGAGGUGGCAAUGGUACGAUGAGUAGAAGAAGAGUCUCGGUCAAAGAGCUGGGUCAGCCAGACCAUCAGGGCUGGCUAUACAGGAAGAAAGAGAGUAAAGGCUUCCUGGGGAUCAAAUGGAAGAAGUACUGGUUCGUGCUGAAGAGGACAGCACUCUACUGGUACGCAAACCAGCUGGCGGAAAAAGCCGAGGGCUACAUUGACCUCACCAACUUCAUGAUUGACAGAGCCAUAGAGUGCAAGAAGAAACAUGCGUUCAAAGCCUGCCACCCACAAGUCAUGAUGUUUUAUUUUGCUGCUGAGAGCCACGAGGAGAUGAACUUAUGGUUGAAUAAGCUCGGGCUGGCCUCCAUUCAGUAUGAGCCAGCAGAACGAAACCCUGCAGCUGAGUGUUAUAGUGAAGCCAGCGACCAUGAAGAAGCUGAAAGCACAGAGAUCCCCCCUCCGCCCUACUCUGAACAGACCCUGCAGGGUUCCAUGGUUGCGUCCGGUCCACCUGGGAGCACCCAUCAGGGAACCCUUCCUCCGCCAUACUCCUCCACAGUCCCCAGUGAAGCCAAUGGCUCACUCUCCUCUCCUGUCAGUACGAUGACAUCGCAGAGCUCCGCCUCCUCGCUCACCAAACACCGGCAGUCUUGGUUGGACCUGGUCUCCCAGGCAUCUCCUACCACCGGGGAAACAGCAGUGGUGUGCUCAGUCCAGGUACACUCACAUCAAUCUCCGCAAGAGGAGGCGGAAGAGGAAAAUGGCUCCCAGGUGCUGGAGAGCUCGGCUCCCCGGGUCUCUCUGGAAACGGGGUCUAAUGAGGAAAGCCCCGCUGCAGAGGCACAGAGGGAUGUUUCAGGUGCUGAGGAUGAAGGGUAUCAUGGGAACAGCUCAGAUGAGAUGGAGAAGCUGUAUAUCCAUCUGAAAGAGGCCAGCCUCUCACCUAUAGGAGACCGUAAACCAUCCACAAAAAGGGAAUUCAGGGCCUCCUUUGUAAAACGCUGUAAAAACCAGUCUGUCAAUGAGAAACUGCACCAUAUCAGGACACUCAACAGCACAUUGAAGUCAAAAGAGGCGGACCUACAGGCAAUAGAGCAGGUGCUGUUGGACCCGGAGCUUACCUCACACAAGUUCAGAGAAUGGAAGGAGGCCAAUGCGCCCUUGGUGCAGGAAAUCUGUGUCAAAAAUGGCCAGCAGGUGGAAUCAGAGGCCACAAAAUCUGCAGCAUCAGUCAUUGCUGCUCCGGUGGUUGAGACCAGUCUAUAAACACUCCUUAUGACUGGUUUUACUGUGUUUGGACUCAGAGGACUUCAUAUUCACACUAUGGACACACACACUGAUGUCAAUUUUUAAUUGAGACUAUUGUGCCAUAUUAGUGGACAUUAAGUGCUAUUCAACAAGUAAAUGGAUCUAUGAAGAAGAGUUUUUUUUAGUUCCUAAAUGGAAUCAGUGCAGACAUUAUAUGAUUAGCAGGUCACAUUAAAAUGUGGAAUGUGUCUUAGUAUUACUUUUACUGUUUGAUUUGUAAGAUUAGCUAAUUUUACAGAUGACUGUUUUUAUGUUGUAAUUCUGUGAGCCUGUCCGUAAUUUGUUUUAAUAUUCAGAAUGGUGGAGUACGUUGAAAUAAUGGAUCCAUUCUUUUCUGCAUGGAAACACUUGUUUUUAAAGUAUGUUUUUAUCUAUUUUGAUUUCAUCAGUAGUGAACAAGUUUUUAACUGUUUUGAGUCUCUUAUUGGUGCCAUGCACCAUCACUUUCUGUUACAUGUGUUUUACAGCAACUAUUGUGAAUCAUUGGUGUGUGUUGUUCGCUUUAGAAAUGACAUGGUCAUAUUUAUCAUGAAGGCGGUUCCAGAGUGAACACUGGAGGCUGCACUUACAGAGUAAAUGUGCAUCAUGAAUCAUGUCAAAUUUUCUUUUUAAAAGGGGAUUUUUGAUGGGUUGAAGUAAAAUUACAAAUCAUUUUCACUGCAGUGUAAGACAUUUUGAUAUGGCAGUUUUGAAAACUGUUCUACUUUACCCAGUAAUCACCUUAUUUUGAGUGUGAAAGGCUAUUAUGUCUUCUCCAAAACAAACAAUUUUUCAAAUGAAGAAUUCCAACCUAAAUGCAAAUAUGCUUUGGAGUUUUUGUUGGUAUAUGUUGUAGUCCACAAACAUUGAUGGUAACAAACAACUUAUUAUAGUCAGCAAUGGUAAUAAAAACCUAAUCACUAACUAAUAUAGGCCUAAAUAGUUUAUACAGUAUAUUGGAACUAGAGGCAGGAUGUAGAAGCACAAGCUGUAUGAUGGACAAUUCUCAGGAAAAAACUUGGAUAUUGUUCCUUAAGUUCCCCCCAUUUUACAAACAAGCCCAGCAGACCCAAACAGUGUAGUAGUUACAGAUAAGCAGAUGAUCAGGGGGUCGUCCACAUAUAGGAAUCAGGCUUUAUGUGACAGAGAGCAACAGGUUUACAAAGCUCUGGCCAAGCAGAGGCCUCUGACUGGUGGGGCCACAAACAAGCUCCAGGCACAAAGAUGUUUUUGUUCUAUGUUUUUUUUUCUUAUUUUCUGGAUAACGUUGUGCAUGUUAAAUAUUAACUCUGUAAAUAGUUGUACAUGGAUGUGUGAUGUAAAAAUUUUAUUUGAUCUCAAUUGUGGUCUGAAAGUCAGUGUGCUUGUUUGUAUACAGGGAAAUAAAGUGUUAUCUUAAGACUGAA
Molecule: messenger RNA, 4647 nt
Organism: Thunnus maccoyii (southern bluefin tuna)
Lineage: Eukaryota; Metazoa; Chordata; Actinopteri; Scombriformes; Scombridae
Product: connector enhancer of kinase suppressor of ras 3-like
Exons: 24
Coding region: 206-3220 (1004 amino acids)
Biological process (GO): regulation of signal transduction
Cellular component (GO): membrane; cytoplasm
Molecular function (GO): protein binding
Source: RefSeq, a predicted model, not a curated record